Zychaea mexicana is the source of this 1017-nucleotide messenger RNA. RefSeq names its product GIY-YIG nuclease family protein. Bases 45 to 905 code for a protein of 286 amino acids. The transcript is spliced from 2 exons. NCBI's taxonomy places the organism in Eukaryota, Fungi, Mucoromycota, Mucoromycetes, Mucorales, Lichtheimiaceae. The record is from RefSeq and is a predicted model, not a curated record.
CUUGAUUGUCAACAACAGUUUACUUGCAGGAGCUUGAAAAAGAAAUGUUUUCUUUGGCAAAGCAUGUUGCAUUCCACAAGAAACCAUGGUACCUGUUGGCGGCCCAAGCAGCAGCAUUUUCAUCAGCAGCGCUCCGUUUUGCUGCAUUACCACCUGCAUGUCGUGAUUCACUGGUGUGGCGACGAUGUCGAGGGACCCGAUUUGACGGACAACGCUGCGAGCGAAAAGUAAAAGCAGACGUCCUGUGUACUAACGAAAGCGAUCUCUACUGUCAUUCACAUCGAUUUGCUUUUGCGACCCCCUUUGCAAAACAAAAGCGAGUAUCCAGCGUUACUUUGAGCGAUCCGCUUCAUGAUGGCUGGCAUCUAUGGAUAGACCAAUCUAUCAGCAAGCAAAAUCAAACACUGUUACGGCAAGAAAUGAGCAAACCUUUAUCCGAAAACGACGAGCCCGGUUACAUUUACGCGUACAUGCUGACACAUGGCCCGCGUGUGCCAACUUCACGUUACGCGUAUUUCAAAAUUGGACGAACGAUUGACCCACAUCGUCGCAUGUACCAAGUAUCCCAACGAUGCAAAUAUACCCCUGAGAUUAUAGAACUGUUUCCUCAUUUGCCGCCACAAAAGUCAAGCUCCCUCGCCACCUUGCCCAAGUGCCCAAUAUCGCAUCGUGUGGAACGGCUAAUUCAUCUCGAACUUUCGGCUCGGUUUGCAACAGCUGGAUUUAAAUGCCAUGAGUGUGGGACAGCGCACCGAGAAUGGUUUCGUGUACCACGAUUGCAUGAAAAAGGCGGAUUGAGGAUGUCGGAUCAGAAUUUGUGGACGCUAUAUAUUCGACCUGUUAUAUUAAAAUGGCUCCAAUAUGGUGUAGCCAUAUCGGCCAUGACCCAUGGUCGGGCGGGCUAACGCCAUUUGUGGACAUGUAUAUAAGUAUUUGUAAAUAGUAAAUAGUAACUAUAUAUAAAAGAGUGUAGAGUGAAAUUUGACACCGGUACAUUAGUGAUUAAGUUCCAAAGCG